AUGUCCACCCCCGAGACCAAGAAUGAUUCAGCCAGCGAGAAGCCUGACGUCGUCCAUCAGGACGAUGCCCUCUUCCGGACCGUCAGUGAAGCUGGGCCGGAAAAGCCGAUCCCUCGGGUAGGCAAGGUCGACUAUUCCGGAGCCUACGAGAAGACCGACCCGAAGGAGAUCGCCUUGGUGAAGAAGCUGGACAAAUGGAUUAUGCCCAUGCUAUGGUCAAUGUACUGGCUCAAUUAUCUUGACCGGAACGCCAUCGCUCUGGCUCGCUUGAACGACCUCGAGGAAGACCUUAACCUUUCGAGUACCCAAUACCAGACUUGCGUAAGCAUCCUGUUUGUGGGCUACAUUUUGGGUCAGAUCCCGUCCAACAUGUUCAUAAAUCGAACCCGACCAAGUCGUUACAUGGGAAUCAUGAUGAUGUUGUGGGCAACCGUUAGCGCCCUCACUGCUCUUUCCAAGGAUUUCGUCGGCCUUCUUCUCACCCGCUUCUUCCUGGGUGUCACCGAGGCUCCUUAUUACCCAGGCGCAGUAUAUAUCCUUUCCGUGUUCUACAACAGGAAAGAGAUCGCCACCCGCAUCGCGAUUCUAUACACAGGCAACGUCCUUGCGACAGCCUUCGCGGGCCUUAUUGCCGCCGGUGUCUUUCAUGGUAUGGACAACGCCAUGGGCCUCGCAGGCUGGCAGUGGCUGUUUAUCCUGCAGGGAGCAGUAACUUUUGUCAUUGCUCUUGUCGGCUAUUUCGUUCUGCCGGAUUUCCCACUCACGACGAAGUGGCUGACCCCCGAGGAGCGUCAACUGGCUUAUAACCGUAUGGAACUGGACACGGUUCAGAACAAGGGCGAGACGGGUACUCUGGCUGGUCUCAAGCAGGCUGCUCGUGAUCCUCUGGUUUGGGUGUUUGCAGCAAUGGCGCAUAUGCAUCUAGCGGCCAACGGAUUCAAGAACUUCUUCCCAACCGUCGUCGAGACCCUGGGCCUCGGCGAAACUGUUACUCUUGUUCUCACCUGCCCGCCUUACCUGAUCGCCGGCGCGGUCACAGUCCUGCUCUCUUGGUCAUCUGGCCGCUAUAACGAGCGAACAUGGCAUAUCACCGUUUCAAAGACUGUGGCAAUCAUUGGUUUUGUUGCCGCGGCUGCUACACUCAACAUGGCAGGUCGUUAUGUAGCCAUGGUUAUAUUCACGAUCGGAACCUAUGGAGUCAACAGUCUCAUCCUUGGCUGGUGCGGCAGUGUCUGUGGACAAACAAAAGAGAAGAAGAGCGCGUCCAUCGCGAUCGUCACGACAAUCAUGAAUGCAAGCUUUAUUUGGACUCCCUACCUGUGGCCUAAGAGCGACGAACCUCGGUAUGCUAUUGCGAUGGGGGCUAGCGCAGGCUUCAGUUUGGCGACUUUCCUAUUAGCUUGGUUGGCCAAAUUCAUGCUGGUGCGAAGGAACAAUAAGCUUCGUCAGUCAAACAACGAGACAACCACCUUCUAUGUGUACUGA
Molecule: messenger RNA, 1485 nt
Organism: Diaporthe citri
Lineage: Eukaryota; Fungi; Ascomycota; Sordariomycetes; Diaporthales; Diaporthaceae
Exons: 7
Coding region: 1-1485 (494 amino acids)
Biological process (GO): transmembrane transport
Cellular component (GO): membrane
Molecular function (GO): transmembrane transporter activity
Source: RefSeq, a predicted model, not a curated record